UCAUGUUGCCUAUCCUGUGAUUUCGUAAUAAUAGUGUCAUUGACGCAGUGUUGAAAUGUUGAGAUUGUGGAAGGUGAUGUAUAUGUCCGGAGAAGCGUCGAGGAAAGGGAAGUCCGCUGCCGAAAUAAUUCAGCAGAUAAAUGCUAAAAAUGCAAAGCUCCUUGCUCUGGCACUAGUAAUAGGUUUUACUGUAUAUCAUGGAAUGCUCCACUUGAGAUACGGAAUAGAUUCAUGCAAAUGGCUUCUGUCAGAUGGCCGGUACAAAGGAAACCAAGAGUGGCAACCUUAUGGGUGUAUGAUGCACCGUUACAGUCAGACGGACACAAGGCGAUGUCUGAGGUAUCUUGCAUUCUGGGGAAAGCACAACCAUUUUGUUUUUAUUGGUGACUCACGUAUACGUCAACUGUACUUGGCAUUUCUGAAUCAUCUGGACCCUCAUGAGGGUACUACUAUAACCAUUCCACCAGACAGACAUCACUCAGACCUUUCUUUUGGCGAUUCUAAACUUCGUCUUCAUGUUGAGUUCAUUUGGAGCCCUUAUGUAUCAAAACACAUGAUUGAUGAUUUCCAGAACUGGAAGGUUAAGAAUGAGCCUCCCAGUAUGAUUGUGGCAGGAAGUGCAACAUGGUCCAUCAAAGAUUCAAAUGCUUCAGUACAUGCACUGCAGGAGUAUUCGUGGAACCUUACACGUCUUGUACAGGCAAUCGAUGCCAUCUCUUCCAAGAGGUCUCAUGUGCUGUGGACCCUACAGGAGCCUGUGAACACUGAGAAGUUGCAUCCUGCAAGAGCCAUGAUCACUAAUGAACAGAUUGAUAUGUACAACAAGGCAGCCAUGGAGAUUCUUCAGCACAGUUCAGCUCAGCUCUGGUCCAGUUCUCGGCUUGUGGCACAGGGCAACCUGGAGGAGAGUGAAGAUGGUAUACAUCUUGGACCAUUGGCCCUCAAGCAUGACACACAGAUCUUACUGAACAUGUAUUGUAACGACCACAUGAACUUCAAUGAUGGCACAUGUUGCAGCAGUGCUGAGCCGUACACCACAUUGCAGGUUGUCACAUUUGCUAUCCUUGGUGUGAGUUCCGUGUUAUCAUUUGUUCUGGUGUUGCACGGGUGGAUGCAGAAGUGGAGGGGAACUGCACCAGUUGCAUACUUCCCUCUCACUGAACUGAGGAAGCAGCAGUCACCCCCUGAGUCUGAUUUGUACACAUUGGUGACAUCACUGGCCAGGAUGGGCAUCAUCAUGGCUUAUUUCUUCCUUUGUGACAGAACAAACUUCUUCAUGAAGGAGAACAAAUACUUCAGUCAAGUCAGUUUCUGGCUACCAUUUGGUUAUGUGUUUGCGCUUGGACUUUUCUUCACUGAAGACAGCCGCUUUACAAAGGUGUUGCAUCGUGACCAAACGGAUGAGUGGAAAGGUUGGAUGCAGUUGGUGAUCCUCAUCUACCACAUGACAGGUGCGAGCGGUAUCCUGCCAAUCUACAUGCAUAUUCGUGUUCUAGUGUCCUCAUAUCUCUUCUUGUCUGGAUAUGGGCAUUUCUGUUACUUCUGGCAGCGUGGAGAUGCAGGGCUGGUCCGCUUCUUCCAGGUUUUGUUCCGACUGAACUUCAUGACCGUCACAUUAUGCUUGUGUAUGAACCGCCCGUACCAGUUCUACUACUUUGUACCACUGGUAUCAUUCUGGUUCCUCAUGGUCUACCUUGUGUUGGCACUACCGCCACAAGUUACUGCUGCCUCCUCAGAGAGCAACCCCCUGCACUAUCUGUACCUGGUGCUCAAGUUUGUAGGCUUGUUCAGUGUCAUCACCAUUCUCUACAUGUCUGAGGUUUUCUUUGAAAAGGUGUUUGUCACACGACCAUGGAAAGCUCUGUUUGUGACAACAGAUGAUGAUAUACAUGAGUGGUGGUUCCGCUGGAAACUGGAUCGAUACAGCAUAUCGUAUGGGAUGGUGUUUGCGGUGGCAUACCUUUUGGCACAGCGAUACAAUUUCCUGGAUGACAACAACCACAGCAAUCUCUUUUCACCAGGCAUUGCACUGUCAGCAACUCUGGCAUCCAUCAUUGGCAUGGGCAGCUACACAACAUUCUCAUUCCUGUGCCGCAACAAGCUGGAAUGUAAUGAGAUCCAUUCUUACACUGUGUUUGUGCCUAUCGUGAGCUACAUUGUGCUUCGCAACAUAUCUGGAGUUCUAAGGACUCGAUACUCCAGUUUCUUCGCCUGGUUUGGUCGGAUCUCGUUGGAACUGUUCAUCAGUCAGUACCAUAUUUGGCUCGCAGCAGACACACAUGGUGUUCUGGUUUUGGUACCAGGAUAUCCUGUUCUGAAUGUGAUGGUCACCUCUUUCAUCUUUGUGUGUGCAGCGCAUGAAGUGCAUCGUUUGACAUUUGUUCUCAUGCCUUAUGCUGUUCCAUCUGACUGGAAGCUUGUGCUGCGCAAUGCUCUGCUGUUUCUUGGAGUACUAGUGCCCAUUGGGAUUCAUGACGGUAUGUUCUGAGAGUCAUUUGUUGAGGAGAAGUGUCGCACGAGAAAAUGUCUUGUAGAAAUAAUAUACAACUAAGACAAAUUUGAUACACACUUGAAGAUUCUUGACAUUUUCUUUAAUGUUUUAAUUGCCAGACAGUUUUGUAGCAAUUGAACAGCACAUGCAGUGAAGUCCCCAUUCAUUCUUUUCCAUGGGUCAGUGGAUUUGAACAUUAAACCAAAGAAAACCUUAAGUGGAGGUAAUUUAACACUGAGAUAAUAGAGUUAGGACUACAAACUUUGAAUGCCAUAUGAGGGAGCACUUUAAAUUAAGAAAUGUUAAAUGGUGAUUCCCCUACACUGAGAUCUGCAUAUGACCAAGAUAAGCAAAGAGUAUUGAAAAUAACUUAAUAUUUUAGAGCCAUUUCUUAACGUAUAUAUAAAUAUGUCUGACAGAAGAUUGGCUUCUAAGCCUUAGCAAGAUCAGAUCCUGGCAGGCCUAGCACAACCUGCCUUAUCAGCUAAAAGGUUCAUUGACAGUGAAAGGGUACUUUUUGUGAAUUAGAGGUUUGAAAUAUUGUUUUCAAAUCCAUAAUUCGACAUGUGGUAACAACCAGUGUUUCACAGUUCUAUGCUGAUAAAGACUGAAGUAUGAACAACAGUUUCAGUUUAUGAGUGUUUUGGCUGAUGUUGUGAUUGCACAUGAUGGUUGCUAAUAUAUUGUCAUCAUAAAACAUCUUGUAAAGAAUUGGUACUAUACAGUAAAUCUUCACUCUGAAUAACAGUCACUUGCCUUCUUCAGCUCUAACGGUCUGUUGCACAAAUGUAUUGAUAUGAAACUGUUAGAAGUUACACAGUACCAAACUCAGAAAUGAUUUUUGCUGGAAAUUGAAUUCUGUUUGGUUGGUAGGAUAUGAGACUCUUGCAUGGAGGUUUGCAACUAGAAUCUUCCUGCAAGGAACAAUAACUUACUCGUAUAUUGUUUAGUAUAAAAAUUUGUGAUAAUCCAUUAAGUUUUUGUAAUUGCUGUACCAGAGCU
Messenger RNA from Cryptotermes secundus, 3493 nucleotides. Its product is annotated as N-acetylneuraminate 9-O-acetyltransferase. Bases 56 to 2488 code for a protein of 810 amino acids. Lineage: Eukaryota; Metazoa; Arthropoda; Insecta; Blattodea; Kalotermitidae. The transcript has 15 exons. The record is from RefSeq and is a predicted model, not a curated record.